CGGAUUAAACUGGGUUGACGCGCUUCGGCUGCCCAAUUUUCUUUCCACUGGCGGGCUCGGUGUAGGAAAGAAAAGCUGCAAGCUAAGAGAAAGUGACAGAAAAGCGGGACUCGAGUCUGAUCAGGGCGAUAGGAUUAUUUUCUCUGUCUCCUGCACACAUUGAUAUCUGCUAGCAAGUAACUUGAAGUCUCGAAGACGUCUUGUGACUUUUCAAAAAUUCCGUAAUACACGAAGCUGGUCCGAUGGAAGUCAUUCAGCUACACCAUAUCUGUUCUUUACACUGCUCAUUCCGUCGUCAUCUCGAAACACAGAAAGGAAGGCGGCACUUUGGGAAAUCUAUAAUUUCUUUGCGAGCUGCAAAGUCAACGGAAGUUUUGAAGAAGUCUCAAGACGAUCGAAUGUCAAACAAGACGCAGCUACUUACAAUCAUCAGACCUGAUGAUUGGCAUCUCCACCUACGUGAUGGAGAUGUUCUUUCUUCCGUGGUGCCUCACAGCGCAUCUACAUUCAAGAGAGCCAUCAUAAUGCCUAACUUGAAGCCCCCAGUUACUACCGUCACCCAAGCCGUCGCAUAUCGAGAGCGCAUUCUUUCAGUAUUGCCCAGCAAUUCGGGAUUCGAGCCGUUGAUGACCUUAUACCUCACUGAUUCUACAACUACUGAGGAGAUCAAGCUGGCAAAGAGAAGUGGUGUGGUAGUUGCUGUGAAGUUGUAUCCAGCUGGGGCAACCACAAAUUCACAAGCAGGAGUCACGGAUCUCUUUAAUAAAUGCAUGCCAGUGCUGGAAGAGAUGGCGGCGCAAGGCCUCCCCUUAUUGGUUCAUGGGGAGGUUGCAGAUUCCUCUGUUGAUAUCUUUGAUCGAGAGCGAGUUUUUAUUGAAACUGUGCUUUCACCUCUCGUCAAGUUAAUACCACAACUCAGAAUCGUUAUGGAGCACAUCACCACCAAAGAUGCUGUGGAAUUUGUCGAAUCAAGCCCAAACGGAUCCAUAGCUGCAACGGUUACACCACAACAUUUGCUGUUGAACAGAAAUGCAAUCUUUACCGGUGGAAUACGACCCCACAAUUAUUGUUUACCUGUCCUAAAGAGGGAGAAACACAGACAAGCGCUAGUUUCUGCUGUCACUAGUGGCAGUGCGAAGUACUUUCUCGGAACCGAUAGCGCUCCACAUGAACGAAACACAAAGGAGGCCUCCUGUGGAUGUGCUGGUAUCUACUCAGCUCCCAUAGCUUUGGCUCUAUACGCUCGAGUUUUUGAGCAAGCUGGUGCACUAGAAAAGCUGGAGGCGUUUGCUAGUUGCAACGGUCCUGAUUUCUACAGACUUCCCAGAAACACAAGUACUAUCACAUUGGAGAAAGUUUCGAUGAAUGUGCCAUUCGAAUAUAGUUUCGGAUCUGGUAAAGUUGUUCCAAUGUGUGCUGGAGAAACGCUUGAGUGGUCCAUUGCUUCGAGCAGCGUUUGAGCAGCAUGCAGUAGGUACAAGAUCUGCAUGCGCCAUACUAUAAGUAACUUUGAAUUGGCCUUGAAUCAUUUUGAGUGUCAGUCUUUUGCGCAAAGAGAGUGCAGAGACUGGCCAUUACUGAUGUCGUCAUCAAACAUUGAUCUGGAGACCUUAGACUUUCUUUGUAGUUUAAGGCAGGUUCACUGUUGGUUACUUCAAAAAUUCGGUCCAUUAUGGUUCUUGCAGAUGCUGUAAAUUUGUGGUCCUGCCACAAGCAAGUGAGUCGUGAACGUUGUAUUCAUCAGCAUUUGAUGUAGUUGUGAAAUCUCUGGAUGAAUUCCACCUUGCAAAAACUUGCCCACAAAGUGUUCAUGGAGAGAAAUGGAUCAAUGCUCUCAUUGAUACUCCUCAUGGACAGUCUCUUGCAUGAUGGCAUUACCUUAUGACAAAUAUGACGAUAUGAAAAGAUACGAUUAUGUGCUUCUGCC
This is a messenger RNA of Marchantia polymorpha subsp. ruderalis, 1927 nucleotides long. The record is from the annotation of a GenBank genome assembly. Lineage: Eukaryota; Viridiplantae; Streptophyta; Marchantiopsida; Marchantiales; Marchantiaceae.